This is a messenger RNA of Momordica charantia (bitter melon), 1216 nucleotides long. Its product is annotated as kihadalactone A synthase LFS. The record is from RefSeq and is a predicted model, not a curated record. Lineage: Eukaryota; Viridiplantae; Streptophyta; Magnoliopsida; Cucurbitales; Cucurbitaceae.
GUUGACUUAUCAGUUAUCAGUGGGGCGAACAAGAACUUUCUCUGAACGACAAAUCGGCCGAAAAUGGAGGAAGCUCUGCAACUCCCAAUCAUCGACCUCUCCUCCGGAGACCGCAUCUCCAUGGCUACUUCAAUCCGCGAGGCUUGCUUGGAUCACGGAUUCUUUUACCUGGUUAAUCACGGCGUAGAAGACGAGUUGCUGCAGAGAGUAUUCGAUGAAAGCAGGAAAUUCUUCUCUCUCCCUGUUGCGGAGAAGAUGAAACUGUCUUGGAAGGAGCACAGGGGCUACACUCCGCUUUACGCUGAGAAGCUUGACCCGACCGCCUCCAGUUCUACAGGGGAUGCAAAAGAGAGCUAUUACAUUGGCCCUUUGGCAGGCAAUGCAACUGAAACCGACUUAAAUCGGUGGCCCUCAAGAGAACUGUUGCCUUCUUGGAGAGCUACAAUGGAAUCCUUCCAUAAUCAAGCACUACUUGUUGGUAGACAAAUAAUAUCUCUGAUUGCCAUGGCUUUGAAUCUGGAUGAAACUUUCUUUGAGAAAAUUGGUGCCUUAAAUAAUCCUUCGGCUUAUCUCCGACUCCUACAUUAUCCAGGUGACUUGAGAUCUCUUGAUGAAGAACUACUAGGUGCUUCUGCUCAUUCAGAUUAUGGGAUGAUCACCCUCCUCGUUACCAAUGGCGUUCCCGGACUUCAGAUAUGCAAGAAAAAGUACGAUCAACCACGAGUUUGGGAAGAUGUCUGCCAUAUAGACAAGGCAUUCAUUGUUAAUGUUGGGGACAUGAUGGAGAGGUGGACUAACUGUUUGUUCCGGUCGACUCUACAUCGAGUGAUUCCAGUUGGAGAAGAACGCUAUUCGAUGGCUUUCUUCUUAGAUCCUGAUGAAGAUUGUGUUGUGGAAUGUCUUCAAAGUUGUUGUAGUGAGUCAUCUCCCUCAAGAUAUCCUCCCAUUCGUAGUGGCGACUACUUGAAGGAACGAUUGAGAUUGACCUAUGCUUCUUGAGGAUUUGAUUAAAAGGUGUAAGAUCUCUCGAUAAAUUUUAGGAAGAGGCUACCACAAUAUGUCUGGUUAUUUUAUAUCGUUCAAUAGUUAUUAAAAAACAGCCACAAAGACAAUCAUAUUCAUGUAGUACCAGUCACAUUCAAUAAUUUUGUAAAAAGUGAGUUAAAAAAAUGUAAAAUGUGUAACAUAACAAUUCCAUUUUUACUUGUAAAAAUAG